Molecule: messenger RNA, 2893 nt
Organism: Lytechinus variegatus (green sea urchin)
Lineage: Eukaryota; Metazoa; Echinodermata; Echinoidea; Temnopleuroida; Toxopneustidae
Exons: 2
Coding region: 221-1105 (294 amino acids)
Source: RefSeq, a predicted model, not a curated record
GGGAAUUGGAAUCGAACGAACAGUAUUCGUUGCCGCUUUCUCCAAGGCGAUACACCACAGAAACGUCCUCUUCUAGCGUUCUCUUAUUUUCUCUGGCAAUCAUUGUGUCUGUUACAGUCUUUUACUGCUAUUUCUUUGCCCAUCGUCGACAGUUCACAGCUUGGUUUUCAAUCAGUUGUUCUUCUCUCGGUUCUUCUGGACAAAGCGAACAUUGUUUCUGAUGGCAAAUUCUACCAUGCUUCAAUCUUGUCCAAUCGCCAUCCACCGCCAAACACCCGAUAGCGAGGUUCUAGAAGAAGUGCCUUCCCUCUUCAAGUCACCGGGUGUUGAGUUGGACAGUCUUUCCGGAUUCAGUGUCGCCCGAGACAUCAACGAAAAUUUGGACUCCUUCGACACUGGAUUUUCUCGCCUUUCGAACUCUUUCACAUCAGGGAAAUCGUACCCACCCUCAUCUCAAUGUUUGUGGAGAAAAUAUGGCGUUGGAAUCAAUUGCGAAGAAGGAGGGGAACAACUUGGACAACACGAGAUGGCCGUUUGUGGAACGCAUGUAGAUGAAAGAGUACUUCCCGGGUUCAGAUACCGCGUGCGCAUCCCAUCGAAGACGAGAGGGGACCGCUACCAGUUUGGAGGCAGGGCACUCCAUCUCCUUCGCAUCGGACAAGGCUACGGGAAGCGCCUAACCUUCGAGGACCAGUAUGCCAACAUCAACACAAACUUCUUCUGGUCAGACACCCUACCCAACGGCUAUGCCUUCAUCAUCAGCGCCGUCGAACCGGGGGAUGAAUUCGUGGUGUGCCAUCAGAACCGACGUCCAUUCGGUCGCGCAACCGUCAUCGCAACGAGCCAACGUCAAGUCGAGAUCAGUUCCUCGAUCACCGAAGACAAGGAUGUCGUGAAGAGGGUGAUUGUUGCGAUGCAGAUUUCGGUGCAAUACACAUGCGAGCCUCACGGGAUGAUGUCGCUGAGAGCAGAUGAGAUCGUGGACGUGAUGGGAGUCGCUGUUGUGAAGAAAAGUGCCAAAAGUUUGAGAGCGGUUACGAGAUGCGUGGAAGAGGUCGAGAUUCCUGGACACGGUGAAUGUCUACUCUUCGACGAGAGUGAAUAAACAUAACUCUUGUUUCUAAAGUUAAAUGGCGAUAUUUAUGGUGACUCAUAUUAACAAUACAUGUAUCAGGCCCUAGGUGAUAAUGCUCCUGCUCUUACAGAGUAAAGUAUGAAAGACUGAAUAUUUUAUUAAUGGGGUGUUGCAAGAAACUUGCGAUCAAUUGCAAGUCUAUUUUUGGUCCCUAAAUGUCUUGCAGUUAGUUGCAAAUUAGUGAUUGAUCGCUAAUCUGCUUCUUGAAACACGAAAUUUUAUCUGCUUUGCUACAGCUAACGGGGAACUAUCAGUUGUAAAAUUGCAACAGAAUAUUUUAAUUGAUCGCAAAUACUUUCUUGCAACACCCCCUUAGUCUAAUUCGAGGAUUUUCUUUUUAAUCUCUAUAUACUUCCAUGGUGUAAACAUAUGUAGAAAGACAAAUUGGCUAUCCCACCAGUUAUCCUCCACCCCCCCCCCCAAAAAAAAAGGUAAGAUUCCCCUUCUUGGAUUUUUUUCCAACAGUGUUAAUCUAUGUGGAGUGAUUUUCUUGCAGGUUUAUAUAUUUGUGCAGUACCCCCCCCCCACAAAAAAAGGAGGAGAUUGGGUUGGUCGUUAGGGAUGGUGUAUUUCUAAUACUUUAAAUAAUAAUGUUAUAUCAUUAUGAACAAAUAUUUAUGUGUGUGAAUGUGAGCUACUUGUAGCUAAAAUAAAUGCUUCAGCUACAUUUAUGAUUGUGUGCAAAGCAAUGUGCUUUGUUUGAAGAACCAAAGUUUAUAACAUGUAUGUUUUAGUGUAUAUAUUCCAUUGAGUCUAACUUUAUUAUGUACAGUAGUAUUUCUAGUCACGUCUGCUGGAAUAAGAGGUUUUGUAAAAUAUUCACAUUUUCCUUUGUUGACAACAUAAAACAUUUUGUGUUAUAUAUAACGAAACUUCAGCUAUGCAAAAAGCAAAAAAUGUUUAGUACAGUGAAUCCAAAGGUCGUGUGGUUUCAAUUAACAUUACAACCGCAUGGACUUUAUGAUAGGACUUUGUUGAAAAUUGAAUUAUUGUUAAUGUGAAAUUAAAUAUCAAUGAUAGAGGAAUACUACUGUUGAAUUGUACCUGUAAUCAAAGGAGGAAUCCAUGCUUUUAUUCAACAUUUUGAUGAUAAAGAAUCGGGUGACAUUCAUCUUAAAAUAUGAAUGGGAAUACCCUUCGCCCGCCCGCCUCACACCUUGAAGAUAAAUGCACAAUUUAAUGCAAUAAAUAUCUUUAUUUUAUUUUAGGACAAUCCAUUGCAUUUCCUUCUCAACCAAUCUUAAUCUUUCUCUCUCUUUCAAACUACUGCAUCUAAGAUCUCUUGCUCUCUUUCAUAAUUCUCUUCCUGUCAUAUUUUGCUAACCAGUAUUUCAUAUUUUAUGGUGUUUUGUUUUACUCUUUAUACUUGUAAAGGUUUUUUUUGUCUUGCCAUUCGAUUAUUUCAUUUAAGUAGUUUUAAAAUAACUUAUUUAAGGCAUGUUUGCAUCAACAAAAUUCAUUGUUGGGUAUUGUAUUAAUUUUAAUGCAGUUCCAUCAAUAAAUCACAAAUAUGCAUUAUGAUGAUGACAUUAUGAUGAUAAGCCUGUUAUGAUAGAAUUUUAUCAUUAUUUCACAAAAAAGUGCUUUAUCUUAGUAUGCCUAACAUGUACGUGUAUGUUUUUCAGUAUUGGACUUCCAUGAUGACCGCACAAAGACAUUUUCAGAGUUUAAUCCUGUUUAAAAAAAAUGUUUAGUGUAUGGAUAUGUAUUUGUGUGUAUUGCAUACAAUAAAAUGCAUCCAAUGUAAUAUGAAUAGCU